Molecule: messenger RNA, 1998 nt
Organism: Trachemys scripta elegans
Lineage: Eukaryota; Metazoa; Chordata; Testudines; Emydidae
Product: immunoglobulin superfamily member 1-like
Exons: 6
Coding region: 1-1365 (454 amino acids)
Source: RefSeq, a predicted model, not a curated record
AUGGCAUCUGCUCUCGAUGUCCUCUUCCUCAGGCAAGAAUACCCCAAACCCACCAUCUGGGUGAGCCCCAGCAGCGUGGUGGCGCUCGGGGGAAACGUCACCAUCCGCUGUGAGGGUUUGUACUCGGGCAUGGAGUUCUUUCUGCGUAAAAUUGGACACCCGAACCCGCAGAGGCAGCCGGUGCCUGAUGGGACCGUGGCUGAAUUUCCCAUCGCCAAUGUCAGCCGGGAAGAUGGAGGGAGCUACACCUGCGACUAUCGCUCCAUAACGGAUCAGAAUCGCACAUCGCAUCCCAGCGACCCCGUCAAGAUCAUUGUAGGAGAGGGCUCGGGGCCGAGGGGCUUGUCAGCUGGCUCUGGCCCCUCCCCACUCCCCUGGAAACCCAGUACUCAGUCGGGAGCUGUGCUGGGGAGGGGAAGGUGGCUGGGUCGUCGUGUCGGCUCCUCCCCCGCCUGGGGCCUGCGUCUCACGGCCUGUCUGCUUCCCACUGCAGAGCCCAGCUACCCCAAACCCAACAUCUCCCUGAGCUCCAGCGGGGGGGUCUCCCCAGGGGGAGCCGUGAGCGUCUGGUGUCGGGGGCAGCCCCGGGGCGUGAGGUUCGUGCUGAAUAAAGAGGGACGCCAUUUCCAGCCUGUGGAUUCGGACGACAAUGAGGCUGUGUUUCCCAUCAGCAACAUGCACCGGGAGGACGGGGGGAGCUACAGCUGCUCCUAUCACAGCAGAUCGGAGCCACACGCCGUGUCGUACCCCAGCGACCCCGUGGAGCUGGUGCUGAGAGAUCCCAGCUUACCCAGACCCUCCAUCUCGCUGAGCCCCACUGGGGUCACCGCCCCAGGGGCAGACGUCACCAUCCGGUGUCAGGGGCAGCGCCGGGAUGUGAGGUUCUUCCUGCACAAGGCUGGAGACCUGAACCUGCAGCGACGCGUGGCCUCUGAUGAGGACUGGGCCGAGUUCCUCAUCACCACCGUGGGCCAGCAGCAGGGAGGGAGCUACAACUGCAGCUACCGGCCCCAAUCAGAGCCCUUCGUCUCCUCACAGCCCAGCGACCCUGUGCAGCUGGUGGUAGCAGAUCCCAGCUUACCCAGACCCUCCAUCUCUCUGAGCCCCACUGGGGUCACCGCCCCAGGGGCAGACGUCACCAUCCGGUGUCAGGGGCAGCGCCGGAACGUGACGUUCUUCCUGCACAAAGCUGGAGACCUGAACCUGCAGCGACAAAUGGACCCUGCUGGGGACGGGGCCGAGUUCCGCAUCCCCACCAUGGGCCAGCAGCACCGAGGGAACUACAGCUGCAGCUACCGGCUCCAAUCAGAGCCCUUCAUCUCCUCGCAGCCCAGCGACCCCGUGCAGCUGGUGGAAGCAGGGUAAGGACCAGCCCCGAGACAGAGCAGAUGAGACCCCAGCUCUGCUUCCCACACCGAUCUACCUGCCCUAGGAUUCAGGACUCCUGGGUUCUCUCCCCGGCUCGGGAUGGGAAGUGGUGUCCAGUGGUUACACCAGGGGGGCGAGGAGGUUUUAAUGUUGUACUUUUUAGUUAUUUUCCUAAUGAUAGGUUGAUUCUCAUUAGUUGAUAACCAUUAAAAAUGUUGAUUUGCAACUAAAUAUAGUCUUUACACUAAAUCUGAUGGCAAACUAUAUCUAUCCAUGUUGAUUGAAGCAGUUAUAUGGAGUCAUUUACAUUUCUUCAGUCUAAUUUUUACAUUUUGAUUAUGUUGGAAAAUGGCAAAUGAUACAUUUAUUUCCUAGAUUAUGAUGAUUUUUUUACUUCUGAUUUGUCCAAGCUCUGGUGGAUGGAAAUUCAAAUGCACUCAAAAAUGCACAGAAACAGCAUUUUCAAUAUGUUUAUUAAUUAAAUAAAACUACCUUAAAUGUGCUGAAUACAUAAUAAAAAAAAAGUGGAUCGAAACGUAUUUUUCAUUUGAACCUAACUGAUGUAAGGAGGUAUCUGCAGUUAGUGACAUCAACUGAUUGUUUCUGGUCAUCGUAUCAUUGAAGUGAUGC